GGAGCGGUCGCCCUGUUGUCCUCAGCGUAUUUAUUCGGGAGGGGGGGACAUGCACGUAGGGUCCGUCCGGUCACACGUGGACCAAACACGCACCCCCGCCAGAAGAAAAAGACAAAGACAAGCGGAGCUGAGCUAAAAAGAAAUUUUGAAGCAGUCUGUUCUAAGAUGGCCGCCGUCAGCGCCCUCUUCCUGCUGUGGCUGGCGGUGGCGUGCCAAGCCGACGAAGGUGAGGAGGCGGUCGCCGGCGUGGUGGAGGUGGCGCGCGGACGCUCCGUCUACCUCCGGAGGGAGCAGCUGAGCGUCCGGGCGGAGGCCGACGUCCACUGCAAGGUGGAGGUGGUCCUCAACGAGCCAAUCACGCAGCGCGUUGGACGACUCACGCCUCAGGUGUUUGACUGUGACUUCCCGCCGGAGGAAGUCAUGUACCAACACAACGGAAGUCCUCUGUUGGACACCGACCGAGUCUUACUGCGCAUCUACUGGUUGGGCCUUUCUCGAACGACGGUGGAGUCGGCCGUGUUGCACGUCCGGGUGGUGGACCCGUCGCCGGGUCUGGUGGACUUUGGGCCCACUCUUCUGGUAGUGCCGGCCUUCUACGGUCUGUCCAACGCCAUCGACGAAUCGGUGGUCCGCGUCCGAAUUACGGGGGACGCGGCGUGCGCCGUGCGUUCUGUGGCGUCCCCCGGGGUCCUGACCGCCGGUCAGCUCGUGCUGGGGGAUGACGCCGCCCAAAGGAAAGGUCGCGACGCGGCGGCGCUCUGCCCGGGCAACGAAGCUUGCGUGCGCGGGACCAAGGAAGUGGGCGUCCUGAAGACCAGUUGCCAGGACUUUCUGACCUCCGGCCUCAGGUACCAACAUCUCAGGCCGCCCUCGCCCGACCUGGACUAUAUCGCCAUCAGCGUGGAACUGCGGGAGCGGGACACCAGGGCUCUGCUGGAGACGCAGACUCUUUGGCUGCCGGUGCGGAUCGAGGGAGCGGCGCCCAACCAGCCGCCGCGGGCCGCCUUCCUGGCAUCUCUCAUCCUGGAAGUGGACCAAUUCGUCCUGACCCCCAUCACCACCGCCGCCCUGGACGCGGAAGACCCCGAGAGCACCAAAGAGGGCCUGCUCUUCAACGUGAGCGCUCCGCCCCCCCGGGGAUACGUCACUCACUUGGAUCGGCACAGCAGGCCCGUGAGCUCCUUCACCUGGUCCGACUUGCACCAUCUCAAGGUGGCCUACCAGCCCCCUAACACCAGCCGUCCCACGCGAGAGAAUUUUCAGAUGGAGUUCCGGGCGGUGGACGAGAGGUACGCGAGCAGUCCGCCCAUCGUGGUCCACGUGUCCAUCAGGGCGGCGGAGACGAACGCUCCGCGGGUGUCUUGGAACACGGGUCUGGACCUGCUGGAGGGCCAGUCGCGGGCCAUCACGUGGGCGGAGCUGCAGAUCGUCGACCGCGACAACAUCGACGCCGUCUUCCUGGUGGCCGUGGACGGGCCUCUGCACGGGCGUCUCAGCGUCAGAGGUACCAAGUCGUUUAAGUUCACCAUACGGGACCUGCGCGAGGGGACGGUGCUCUACCAGCACUCGGACAGCGACGCCACCCGGGACCACGUGGUGUUCCGCAUCAGCGACGGCCAGCACAGCAUCCGCCACAAGUUCCCCAUCAACAUCCUGCCCCGGGACGACGCGCCGCCAUUUUUGGUGAACAACGUGGCGCUGGAAGUGCCCGAGGGCGGCGCCCUCAGGCUGGACCAAUCCACGCUCUUGGCCUCCGACCUGGACUCUGGCGACGACCGCAUCGUCUUCAGGGUGGAUGUCCCACCGAGGGCCGGACACAUCGUGAGGAGGACCUCGCCAGAGGACCCAGGCCUCCCCGUCAGCGCCUUCCUCCAGCGCGAAUUGACUCGGGGUUUUAUCUUCUACCAACACUCCGGAGACGAAAUCUUUGAGGACUCCUUCGACGUCACGUUGGCCGACACGCACACUCCGCCCAACCUGUCGCACGCUUAUACGGUGGUGGUGAGCGUGUUCCCGGUUGAGGACCAGCUUCCAGCAGAAGCUUCCGGAAGCGUGCGACACGUGACGCUGAAGGAGACCGAAGUGGCGUACAUCACCCGAGCGCACCUGCACUUUACUCACGCCGAACACCCGCACACAGACCUCACCUACACCGUCACCCGACCCUGCUACAGCCCUGGACAUCCCGGUUUAAUGGAUGCGGGUCGGCUCUUCUUUGUGGACGGCGCCGCCCUCAAGCGGGACCCGACAGCACCAGUGCUGAAGUCAUUCACUCAGCACGCCGUGGACCACCUGAAGGUGGCCUACAUGCCGCCGGUGGAGGAUAUCGGUCCGGACGAACUCUACGUACACUUUGUCUUUUCGGUUAGCGACCAUCGUGGUGGCACUGUGAUGGACGUGCUUUUCAAUAUUACUGUCACGCCAGUGGAUGACCAGGCGCCCGAGGCUUUUACCAAUCUGCUGCGCGUGGAGGAAGGCGGUUGGGCGUUCGUGACGGAGGAGCACCUGCAGGUGCGGGACCGCGACACCCGUGCGCCGGACCUCAAGGUGGCGCUGGAGAGGCCGGCGCGACACGGCCGUCUGGAGCUGCGAGGGCGGAGCCUACCCCAGGCUCACGCUUUUUUCUUGUCUGAUCUGAGGGAACGCGCCGUCAGGUACGUCCACGACGACUCCGAGACCACCGAGGACGACGUCGGGCUACGCGUGACUGACGGCGUCAACGGCAUUUUGGUGGACCUCCUUGUUCAGGUCGUUCCAGUGAACGAUGAGCCCCCGCGUUUGGGCUCUGGCCUCCGUGGCGAUCUGCGCUGCCCGGAGGGCGGCCGCGUACAGCUGACGGCCGACUACUUGGCGGCCAGCGACCGUGACGGCGACGACGACAAGCUGAGCUACAUGUUAGCGCGCCGACCCGCUGGUGGUCAGCUGCAUAGGGCAGGAACUCCUGUGGACAAGUUCUCGCAGCGAGACCUCCUACAAGGCCACGUCUUCUACGUGCACACGGGUGGUGAGAUCGGCCCCGCCCCCACCAUCGACACGGUCACGCUCAUCAUAUCGGACGGUGAUGCGGGAGUGCCGGACGACUGUUGCCACGGGGACGCGCCGCCUGUCCCGCUGCACGGCACACUUCCUGUCUAUGACCUCAACGUCACGCUACUUCCUGUCAAUAACAAAGUUCCCACUGUCAUUUUGGGAGCGUCUGCGCUGGCGGUGGACGAGGGUUCUCGGGCGUGUCUUUGCGAAGGUGUCCUGGGGGCCUCGGACCCUGACACCGAUCCCGAGCAGUUGACCUUUCACCUUGACGCCAAACCUCUGCAUGGUUUUCUGGAGAACGUUCAACCCACGCCAGGAUACGAGAAGAGCAACGCCGGAAUACCCAUAGAGCGCUUCAAGUUGACGGAGCUCACGUCGGGCUUCAUCAACUACGUGCAGUCGGAGCACGAGGGGGCGGAGCCCACGGAGGACAGGUUGCUGAUCAGCGUGAGCGACGGCCUGCAUCACUCCGCCUCCGUCCCCGUCCAUGUCGUCAUCCGGCCCGUUAACGAUGAGAAGCCCAAGCUGAGGCUCGCCAACUUUACCGUGAAGGAGGGCGGGACGCGGGAGUUGACGCCGUCCCUGCUGGACGCCUCGGACCUGGACGCCCCCUCGGACGAGCUCACUUUCACCCUGACCGGGGCGCCGGAGCACGGCGGCCUGAAGGCGGGCGGCUCGCGUGACGGGGAACCCUUGGUGGGCGUGUCCUCCUUUACGCUGCGGCAGCUCCGGGACGGUCUCCGCUUGUGGUACGAGCACGACGACUCGGAGAGCCCCGAGGACCGGCUGACCCUGCGGCUGACAGAUGGCGUCCACUCGCUGAGCGCCACCGCCGCCGUCCGCGUGCUGCCCGUCGACGACCACCCGCCCCGCCUCCUCAAGAACGCCGGCGUGGAGGCGGAGCCCGGCUCCCGUCGGACCAUCUCCGCCGUGGUCUUGCAAGCGGAAGACGCCGACACGCCGCCUUGUUCUCUCUUCUACCUUCUGGACGCCGCGCCGCGCUUGGGGAAACUGCACCUGAAGGGCGAUGCGAGCGAGACGGAGCUGGCGGCGGGUCACAACUUCACUCAGGACGACGUGGACGAGAACCGGCUAAGCUACGCGGCGUUCGCGAACGCCACGGGGCUAAGCGACACGGGUGGGGUCAAAGGUCACGACAGCUUUCGCUUCAGUCUGAGCGACCUGCGACAUCAAAGCCCCGCCCACGUGUUCCAAAUCAACAUCAACGUGCCGUACAAAGGUGACGUCUCGCUGUGGAUCGGGCCGUUGUGCGUGGCGGCGGGUCGGCGAGCGGUCCUGAACACGGACUUCCUGCGGGCGGCGGACGGCGGCGGGCGUCCGGACCGGCUGGUUUUCACGGUGACGGCGGCGCCGCGACACGGCCUGCUGCACGACGUGGCGCGGCCCGGCGUGCCGCUCGCCACGUUCACGCAGAUGGACGUCGCCGCGCAGCGCGUCUGCUAUACGCAUGAUAACGGACACGGGCACGGCAGUGACUCCUUCAGUUUGUCAGUGAGCAACGGCGACCACCGGCAAACCGGCACGGUCCACGUGACGGUGGAAGCGGUGGACCGGGUCCCGCCGACCUUGGAGACCAACGCGGGCGUGCGCGUGGCUCGGGGCGGCGUGGCGGCCAUCACGUCGCGCCACCUGCGGCUGAGCGACGCUCACGCCUCGGCCGCAGAGCUGAUUUUCGCGCUGACCCGCCCCCCGCGAUACGGUCGCCUGCUGCUGCGCGGCGUCCCGCUCGGCACCGCCGCCGCCUUCUCACAAGCGGACGUGGACGGGGGCGGCCUGGCGUACCGGCACGAAACGGGCGGUCGGCCGCUCAACGACAGCUUCGGCUUCCUACCGGGAGACGGUCACAACCGGGGCUACUUGAGAUUCGGGCGGCUGAGGGUGGAAGCGGACGUCUUUUGCAUCCACGUGGAGCACGUGGACCAGACGCCCCCUGUCCUGACGGUGUUGGGGCAGCCCAGCGAGGUGGUCCGGCUGAGCGACGGUCGCUACGGUGUCUACAUCACGUCCAAACAACUUCGGGCCGUCGACGACGACGCGCCGGCCGACCGGUUGCAGUUCUCUAUUCUCACGCCGCCGGCAUUCGGCCACUUGGAGAACGUGCGCACCGGUGCUUACGUCCGGGGACGCUUCACGCAACGGGACGUGGAGAGCCGCUCGCUGGUCUUCGUUGUUCCCGUUGACACGGAUGUGACGGAAGACCGCUUCCUAUUCCGCCUCAGUGACCCGGCAGGGAACGCCGCCGACCCGCAAACGCUGGCGGUGUCCUGGUCCCGAAUCGAGCUGUCGGCCGACUGCUUCCGGAUCUGCGAGACGGCCGGAACGCUGGCCGUCCCGAUCCGACGGAGAGGGAAGAGCGCCGACCCGGCCUACGUGGCCGUCCGGGUACGCGACGGCAGCGCCAAAACGGGCCGGGACUAUACGCACGGAAAGGCCAGAUUGAUCCAGUUCGAUCCAGGGGUGGAAGAGAAGACGUGGAAGAUUUACGUGGAAGCCGACGGCCUGGAGGAGAACCACGAGAACUUUACCGUCGCGCUGACCGAUCCUAAGAACGCCGUCUUGGGACGGGUCACCUCCGCCCAGGUGGUGAUCGUGGACCCCAGGGGAGGAAGCUGCGACCUCAGCGUAGAGGAGGCCCCGCCCCCUCCCCCGGUGACACCGCCUCGUCCCCCCGUUACUCCGCCCUCUCCGGCGGAGGAUGACGUCAUUCUGGAUGUGGAGGCGGAGCUAUUGUGGGAGAGCACCCACCCUCCCCGGGGGGACGUCCCCAACCGCAGACCGUUCUUAGACGAUGAACCACCGCGGCAGGAAGAGCCCGCGUUCAAUAUCGGUAGUGCUGGACUUAAGGUGGCGCCAGCGAGAGCAAAGCCCGAUCAGAAAGUCUGGACGUUCCACAGCCUGACGUCCUUACGGCUGGAAGAGGACCGGCGCCCGGUGGGCGACGUCCCACGGGCGCGCCGUCCGGGAAACGCCACGCGGACAGCUCGUGCCGAGGAGGCGGAGCCGCGCCGACGCAAAAUGGCGAGCUGCCCGCACGGUUGGACUCACCACAGGGGGCGCUGUUACAUGGCCGGCUCCUCCAUCGGCAGUUGGGCCAGUGCCCAGCGAGCCUGCUCCUUACUGUCCCCCGACAGCGCCCUGCCGAGCGUCCGAUCCGGACGGGAGCUCGGCUGGCUCUGGAGAUUUGGCGGCAGGAAGCCAUUUUGGAUGGGACCCGCCGACGAGGUGCAGCCUCACCAGUCUUGUUUCCUGGCGUCCAACUCGUCGCGAUGGACGCGCGACAGCUGCCGAGCCGAUGCGCAGCACGCCUUUAUCUGCGAGGCCCCGCCACGCGCCGGCUAGGAUCGUCACGUGUCACCUGUCUUCUAACCUGUCUUCACCUUAUUGUUACAAUACAAAAAUGUUCUCAUCAAUACUACAUGAAUUUAAAAACAAAUACUAAAAUGUUUUGUUAUCACUUUUCAAUGCCAAGGACACCAAUAGACGUCCAAUCCAAGGCAUCAGGGCGGCCAUGUUGGUAGGGGCAACAUACCCAUCAAGGUCAAUGCAUUGUUUGCCAUUGCCAGCACUAGACGUCCAAUCCAUUUGAAAUUGAAGGGUUGGUACUAACCUGCGAACAAACGUUUAUCGGCUGCCAGCCUCCCGCUUCAAACGAAUUGGACGUCUACUAAAACCAUUUAAAUUGACGGCAGAAGCAUGAAACGAUCAUGUCUAGCCCCUACCAACAUGGCUGCGCUGAGGCGACAUUCCCAUCAAAGUCUAUUGACAGCAUUAGACGUCCAAUCCAUUUGAAGUAAUUCACAAAAGCAUGAAAAGAGCUUUCCUUGCCACUACCAAUAUGGCCGCCCUAAGGCGACAUUCUUAUCCAGGUUAAAGCAUUGCAGCCUAACAUUAGCUUGAAAUAUUUACGUAAAAUGAACAAUAACUCCGUUUUUUGCUUUUAACCAAGUAUAUAGACCGUUUUAUGUUCAUACUAUCCACCAUAUAUAUAUAUGUAAUUACUACGGCUCGGCCCCAAGUCCCGUCAACUGAUAUUAAAGUCUAUAGAUAGCCAUAGACCGAUCAAUUGGACGUCUACUAGUGAUACUUUGAAAUUGAUAGCGAAGCAUGACAAGAUCUUUAAUUGCCCCUACCAAAAUGGCCGCCCAAAGGCAACGUUCCCAUUUCAGUCAAUGCAUUAACAUUCAAAUAAAGUCCUAACUAGCUUACUAGACCCGACUGGCCCCAUUUCAAGUGAGAGAACGUUUGUUCACAGGCUACUAACUCUCCACAUAAAAUGGAUUGGACGUCUAGUGUUGUCAAUGGCAAACAAUGCGUUGACUUUGAUGGCAAGUCAUUCAUUUGCUGCCAACUCUCCCACUUCAAAUGGAUCAGACAUCUAGUGAUGAACGACAGACGCAUGAUAUGGUCAUUAGUUGCCCCUACCAACAUGGCUGCCCUGUGGCCAUGUUUGUAGGGUCAAUAUUCGCAUUAAAGUCUAUGUAUUGUCUGCUAUUGACAGCACCAAAUGUCCAAUCCAUUUGAAGUCAUUCAUAGCAGAAGCAUGAAGAUUUUUCUUUGCCCCUGCCAACAUGGCCGCCCUGAGGCAACGUUCCCAUCCAAGUCAAUGCAUUAACAUUAAAAGGAAGUUGUAACAUG
Corythoichthys intestinalis (scribbled pipefish) is the source of this 7686-nucleotide messenger RNA. It is a transcript of the gene frem1b, whose product is annotated as Fras1 related extracellular matrix 1b. NCBI's taxonomy places the organism in Eukaryota, Metazoa, Chordata, Actinopteri, Syngnathiformes, Syngnathidae. Gene Ontology annotation, cellular component: membrane. The transcript is spliced from 34 exons. Gene Ontology annotation, biological process: anatomical structure morphogenesis; cell communication; homophilic cell-cell adhesion. Gene Ontology annotation, molecular function: calcium ion binding. The record is from RefSeq and is a predicted model, not a curated record. The coding region runs from base 166 to 6390 and encodes 2074 amino acids.